Molecule: messenger RNA, 1248 nt
Organism: Aspergillus thermomutatus
Lineage: Eukaryota; Fungi; Ascomycota; Eurotiomycetes; Eurotiales; Aspergillaceae
Product: magnesium transporter CorA family protein
Exons: 1
Coding region: 1-1248 (415 amino acids)
Biological process (GO): intracellular magnesium ion homeostasis; magnesium ion transmembrane transport
Cellular component (GO): plasma membrane
Molecular function (GO): magnesium ion transmembrane transporter activity
Source: RefSeq, a predicted model, not a curated record
AUGGAGCUCUUCUCCGGACUUAGACGGCUCCUGAGCCGGAGGAGUCGCACAGGGAGUCGAGGAGUGUCCGGGGAGAGGGAAAAAGCAUUUCGGGGUCGGGCUCAGGAACCAGAGAAGUUACACAGGCGUGAUUGCCUGGAAGAUUAUUCCGAUACCGAAUCAGCACAGUUCAGCUUCUUCACCACCCGGCUGGAUUCGGUGAUUCAUGCAUCCAGCAUCAACUCUUUGGCGUUGAUCUAUGGACCUCUCCACGAGUUACUUGACAGUGGAGAGCAUGAUGGUAUCUGGUGGCUCGACGUCACGGAUCCUUCGGAUGGAGACAUCGAGCUUCUUUCCCGACUGUUUGACAUUCAUCCGUUGACAACGGAGGAUAUCAAGAUCCGGGAAACCCGGGAAAAGAUCGAACUCUUUGGCCCGUAUUAUUUCCUCUCACUACGGCCGCCCCAGCAGGCGGAAGACACGCCUGGCUCGCGGACGUCAGGAUGCAACGUCUAUGCUAUUGUAUUCCGUGAGGGAGUUCUCAGCUUCACCUUUGGCAGCAGUCCUCAUACCAGUCACGUCCGGAGUCGGAUCAAGGACCAUCAAAGCCAUCUCUUUUUGACAAGUGACUGGAUUUCUUACGCUCUGAUGUAUGCCACCUUUCCCUGCUUUUGGAAAAAUUUGACUGAAAAAUGCAGCGACGACAUCGUCGACGGCUUCGCUCCACUCAUCAACCAAGUUGAAGCCAGCGUGGAGACGAUGGAAGACAGUGUCUCCAUCACCCGACCGGAUGAUAUCGGACUUGCACUGAAGCAGAUCUAUAAAUCGCGCAGACAAGUGCUCCAGAUCCGGCAACUCCUCAACGACAAAACCGACGUCAUCCGGUGUUUUGCCCGGCACUGCGACACACUGGGUUCCACGACCGAAGUGGUCUCCUACCUCAGCGAUAUCCAAGACCACGUCUUGACCAUGGUCUCCAACCUGGCGCACUCGGAGCAGAGACUGUCCCGGUCGCAGGAUAAGUACCUGAGUCAGCUGUCGUUCGACUCGACCCGGAUGCGCAAUCAGAUAGUGGCUACGCUCAGCCGUCUGACGGUGAUUGCGUCCUGUAUCGUGCCUAUGCAGAUCAUCACCGGUCUGUUUGGGAUGAAUGUCAUGGUGCCGGGCAAGAACAGCGAGGGGCUAGCGUGGUGGUUUGGGAUUUUGGGUGUUAUUCUCGCGUUGAUUGGUUUGUCUUUGGCGGUUGCGCGGCGCAGUCGAUUUCUGUGA